AGUUUCACAUGCUUUCUUUCUUUCUUUCUUUUUUACUCAUGGUGUUUUUAUAUUAUUUUGUCUCUUUUGAUUUUACAUAUACAAGCCCUUCCUUUUUGGUUGGUAAUGUGUCUUGGAUUGAGAAACCGGAGAGAUUUCAAAUGAACUCCAUACACCCUUUGACCACAUGUUGCAAAAAUAAACCUUGGCAUGUCUGUACAGUAAAGCUGCAUGUAACUGUAUUGGCUCAUGCCAGUGAUGGGAUUUCUCUGUUCUACAUUGCAGCUCAAGUCUCUCUUUUUUUAAUCAGAGAAUUUACACCAUUAGUAUGUUUUUUGUCUUUCAGGAUUUUUUGCAAAAUCACUUUCUCUCGUAGGACUUCUAUUUGUAGUAUUUCUAGUCUGAAUGUAUUGGCUGUAUACUUACUUAAGAGUGGGAAAUAGUGUAAAAUCAGUGUUGUAACAUGAAAAUAAUAAUACUGUAGCUGAAGGUGCAUGUGGUAAGUUAAUGCUGUCAGAUUCUUAUAGCAGCCUAGUUCUUUUCUCUUAUUUAGAACAGAGUUUUGCUCUCCCUUUGAUUUGAAAUAGUAGGCUAUUAGUCAGCGCUCAGUUCAGUGCUAGUUCACAGAGUUCAACAUUUUGCAAGACCAAGUGAAACAAAAAUAGUAGACUGCUUGUCUGGAAGCACCUUGUUUGGGGAGGUUAAAUGACCAGUGGAACUGGAACAAGUUACACUUAACAACCUCAUGUAGCCUUUUCUAUACAAUCCCUAAAAGGAAGGGGACAUGUUUUUCUUGUAUAUGUAAUAUUGACUUAUCCUAGGCCAUACUAGCUGCAUCCUGGAAGAGACAUCCAUGUUUUACAGGAACUCCUAUUUGAAAUAUUUUUUUUCUUAAGAAUGCAUGCAAAUAUUACAGCACAUCCCCUUCAGUAGCAGUAUAUUAUCUCAAUAUGUUUUGCAUUUUUCUGAGUUUUUGAUUUCACAAAUAUACUUCAUUCUGUACUUGAGUAUGUGUUAAACAACUACAGUACUGGAAAUAGUUCUUCUCCCACAUUGCUCAUAUAAACUUUUCAUAUUAAUGUGAAGUUAUUACAAUUUUACCAGCUUUUGCAGGUAGUCCCUGCUUUGCUCCUAUCCUCUUGUUGCAUAUUGGCUUUGGCACAGAGAUAUUUGCUUGUGUUAGGCCAGACUUCCCUGUUACAUUGAACCAGACAUCUCUGGCCUGAUGUUGGCUAAUAAAGCAAGAAAAUAAAACUGAAUCACAAGGCAGGAUCUUUAUACUGCAGUCAGUGAAAGGUGUGCGUGUUGCCCUUUUUCAUAAUGUUAUAAAGCCUGGAAUGAUUAUCUGAACUGAACCAUUGUACACUUGGGUUUUAAUAUUAGUCAAGUUGCUUUUGUAGUGAUAAAAUAAAUGCUUUGGAAUUAUUGUUUUGAAUUAGUUCUGUUAAGUGUUCAAAGUUGUGGCUUAUUUGCACUAUUGCAAUAGGUAAUCAAGGCAAACAUUUCUAUAAAUCCUGUAUGUUCAUAGAUGACUUUGGCCAUUUUUAUUUAUUUAGGUGUUCAACUAAUCACCUGUCUAGUCUACAAAUACUGGUUUACUGGUUUGCCUGAGUAGCUGGUUCAUGUUUGCCACAGCAACUUUCCUUAUGUGUUGCCUUCAGUACCUUCUGUUAUGGGCGGAGGGCUUGGAAAAGAAAUGGAGAUUUUGUUCACUUGCACAAGGAUUGGAGGAAAAAUAGAUUUGUAAAAAGUAGCCUUUUUCCUUCUCCAAUUCUUGCCUUCUUCAAGUCCAAGUGCAAAAAAGAGCUUGGAGAAGGAUGUGCAUGCAGCUGCUCCAGAGAGCCAGGGACACAUCCUUGGUCUCCGCUGGUUCAUCCACCAAGCCAUGGAUGUCGUUCGACUCACAACAGUCCAAUUCACACUGCUACUGGCUCACGGCUUACUCAGAACUUCUCUGUGUCUGUUCCCACUCUCAUCUACACUGGAUUCCUUUCAAUGAAGAUCCCAAUCCCAAUCCUCAUUCAUCAGGACCCUCCACCCCUCUGAAAAACCAAAUCUAUUCCUUUUCACCUUCCAAGUCCUACAGUCGACAGUCCUCUUCUUCUGACACAGAUUUGAGUUUGACACCCAAAACUGCAUUUUCCCCGCAGGGACCUAGGAUUUUCCUGUUUCCCAGUUCCCCAUCUCUGUCUUGUGAUUCCCCACAACUUAAACAGCCCUGUCUCCUUCUCUCUGGGCCUAGCCCUAACCCUCUUCACUCUAGCCAUGUCAACCCAGUUCUGAGGAAAAGUGUUUCUUUCACUGAAGAGUUGCUUCUGGCUGUUUCUGGAAUGGGCAGUGGGAGUGCUGGAAAAGAAGGGGGACCAUUAAAAGCUCUGUUAAGACAACAGACUCAAUCAGCUCUGGAGCAAAGGGGAGGAUCGCCUCAUAGGUUCUGUAGAAGGCGGGACAAGGAGCUGGAGAAAAUGGGUAGAGCUGAAUUAUUAAAGCAGAAGCACGAGGAAUUUCCUUUUUUUACUUUGACGGCCUUUCCUCCAGGCUUCCUUCUCCACGUAGGUGGAGUUGUCAGUGCCCGUUCGGUGAAGCUCUUGGAUCGUAUCCACAAUCCUGCCUUUGUCGGAAUUAUGGGUAACACAAGAUCAUACAAACUGCUAGACUGGAAUAGUUUCAAUUCAGAUGACCCAGAGACAAGAGACGCUUGGUGGGCAGAAAUCCGUCAAGAAAUAAAAUCUCAUGCAAAGGCAUUGGGUUGUCAUGCAGUAGUGGGCUACAGCGAAUCUACUAGUAUUUGUGAAGAGGUCUGUAUUUUGUCAGCAUCCGGCACAGCAGCUGUACUGAACCCUAGGUUUCUGCAAGAUGGCACCAUGGAAGUCUGUUUGGAACAAAGGUUGUCAUGGCAGCCUGGAUACUUUUCCAUAGGGUCAGAGAAGGGAGAGGUUGAUUUUUUCCCUCAAAACCAGGAUAGUUCUUCUCUAUUAGGGUUAGAGGAAACAUCACCUCCGGGCUGUGGCUUUUGCCACAUACCAUAUGAUGAGCUCAACAUGCCAUUCCCUGCUCAUCUUACUUAUUGUUGCAACUGUCGGAAACAAAAAGUCCCUGAUGUUAUUUUUACAACAAUAGAUCUGCCUGUGGAUGCCAUAGUGAUUGGGAAAGGAUGUCUCAUUCAAGCCAGGCUGUGUCGGCUGAAGAAGAAGGCUCAAGCUGAAGCAAAUGCAACCUCCAUCAGUAAUCUGCUGCCGUUUAUGGAAUAUGAAGUACACACCCAACUCAUGAAUAAGCUAAAACUAAAGGGGAUGAAUGCACUUUUUGGGCUGAGGAUCCAGAUCACAGUGGGAGAAACAAUGUUGAUGGGGUUGGCAUCUGCCACAGGUGUGUAUUUGACUGCUUUACCAGCUCCUGGUGGUAUUCAGAUCGCUGGAAAGACACCAAAUGAUGCCACAUAUGAACAACAUAUCUCUCACAUGCAGAAGAAAAUAAAUGAUACAAUAACAAAAAACAAGGAACUUUAUGAGAUUAAUCCUCCUGAGGUAUCUGAAGAAAUCAUAGGUUCUCCCAUUCCAGAACCAAGGCCCCGCACUAAGCUGCUAAGAUCUCAGUCUGAAAGUUCUGAUGAAACUGCAGAAUUGGAUCUCUCACAUGGAAAGAAGGAUGCUUUUGUUUUGGAGAUUGAUGAUACAGAUGCAAUGGAGGAUGUUCAUUCAUUAUUGACCGAUGUCCCACCACCUUCAGGUUUUUAUAGCUGUAACACAGAAAUUAUGCCUGGUAUAAAUAACUGGACUUCAGAUAUACAGAUGUUCACAUCGGUGAGAGUCUCCCGUCUUACCAACAUUGCCCUAACAAAUCAAACACUCAACAAGACCUUUAAUGAUCUCUGUGAGAAUUUGCUGAAGAGCCUAUAUUUCAAACUUCGGUCUAUGAUUCCUUGUUGCCUGUGCCAUGUGAAUUUUACAGUUGCUCUUCCAGAGGAUGAAAUAAUUCAGGUCACUGUCACUGCAGUUGCAAUAACUUUUGACAAACACCAAGCUUUACAGACGGCCAAAAUACCUGCAGAGAAAACAGUACAAAGAGCUUCUACAGACAAUGAAGAGCAGCUACAAUUUCCACUGGAGCUUUCUUCUGAUCCUCAUGCUCCUCAGCAAUUCUCACCAGCUAAAGAGGACCUGGAGAAUGCAAGUUCCCACACAGGUAUACCAGCUGCCCAAAGAGCAACGUCAGUUGAUUACAGUUCCUUUGCAGACAGAUGCAACAGCUGGAUAGAAUUCAUUAAACUGAAAGCUCAGACCAUAAGGCGUGGAUCAAUUAAGACAACUGUAUCAAUUGACAAGCCAAGUCCCUUUACAGAAGGACAAUCCCGUAACCGCUCUGGCCCAUCAGGCAUUAAUUCCAUUGUGCCAGUUGUUAAGAUGACACCACUUUCUUUUAUACCUGGAGCAAAAAUAACUAAAUACCUUGGAAUAAUCAAUAUGUUUUUUAUACGAGAAACCACUUCUUUGCGUGAGGAAGGAGGUGUGAGUGGCUUUCUGCAUGCUUUCAUCGCUGAAGUGUUUGCAAUGGUCAGAGCUCAUGUGGCUGCCCUGGGAGGAAAUGCCGUUGUAUCAUAUAUCAUGAAACAAUGUGUUUUUAUGGAGAACCCAAAUAAAAAUCAGGCACAGUGCCUAAUAAAUGUAAGUGGAGAUGCAGUAAUCUUCAUACGUGAAGCUGAAUUAGAAGGGGCACCAGUUCAACCUUCCACUGCCAACUCUCAGCCCACAAGUACAAGAGAGAUUACAACAUGAAGACAAAGAGUGUCUUUAAUUGUAUGUCACAGUCCCUUCGGAUUGUAGGAGAGCAAGGCUUUGAUUUGUUUCUUAAUCAGCAACACUGUGUAUCAAGGACAGGUAUAUCUUAAGACAUUCAGUAAAUAUUAUCCAUCUUAUGAAUAAAAGCUAUAGAACCAUCUAACAAGUCCUAUGCACAUGAAAGAUCUAUCUGAAGAAAGAGUUGUAAAUAACAGACAUUCCUCAGACCUAAAGUCAUCAGGAUAUUGCCCUGCAUUUCCCAGGAAUAAAAUAGGAUAAAAUCAAACUUGGAAAUACUGUUAAGAGACAAAUGUUGCUAAUUCUGAGCCGGGGAAGAGAAGGCUUUGUAACGCAACUGGAAUAUGACUGAAAAUAUACAUCUCACACCUUCUUGACCAAGGAAGAGCUGGUUUCACCAGUAUUGCCAAAUAUAUGACAUGAACUGGACAAUCUGGAAAUAACUGCAUGCUAGAAUAUUUUUUUUUCAUGUUUGUGAACUAUUGAAUAUUUUUCUAUUGUACAUUUUUUGUUUUAAAUUGUUGAAUACCAUUAUGGUAAAAAAAAAAAACUGGUUCAGACAUAUUGCCAUUAAAUGUUUUUGUAACAACAGUGAUAAGAGCUUGCUGUCCAGAGUCAGUGAAACCCACUUGCAUGUCAAAAAUGAAAUCAGGGCUUUAUAUUCAUAUAUAGUUAUAGAGACCACCCACCCACAACUGAUGCUAAAUAUGGUACUUAGAAAGGUAAGGAUUACUGUGGUAUAUAGAAAUAAGUCAUUUUUCAGACACAUGUGGAUGAUUUUGAUAAAAGAUUAGAGAAUGGAAAUCUAAGAAAUGACUGAUAAUGGAUGCAAUCCCACACAGUUCUGCACAUGGGAAGGAGACACAUGUAUAUACAGCCAAAGAUGUUUAGAAAGUUGUCGCAGCUGCAGGUGCCUAGUGGAAGAGGAGAAACAAUUUCCCAUUAAAUAAUGGCUUGCCUCUUCAACUGGGGACCAGCUGCUGCAGGAAAGCUUUUCAGAUGCUUCUAGAUGUCCAUCAUCUUUCACUCAUAGCGCAGCCAAAAUGUUUUGAUGGCCUCCAGUAUGGAACUUGAAGAAAAUACAUAAACUUGAAUGUAAAUAGAUGUUUUGCUGGAUCUAGGUACAGAAAUUAUAUAUUAUUUGUCCAGUUCAGAGAUUCCAUUGUAAAUGAGGAUGAUGAAAAUCACAUUCCUAUUUGCAUAAUAAACUAUCUUUAUUUAAAA
Messenger RNA from Sceloporus undulatus (fence lizard), 5999 nucleotides. RefSeq names its product C2 calcium dependent domain containing 5 (gene C2CD5). The coding region runs from base 1797 to 4754 and encodes 985 amino acids. The record is from RefSeq and is a predicted model, not a curated record. Lineage: Eukaryota; Metazoa; Chordata; Lepidosauria; Squamata; Phrynosomatidae. Gene Ontology annotation, cellular component: plasma membrane. The transcript is spliced from 26 exons. Gene Ontology annotation, biological process: protein localization to plasma membrane; positive regulation of D-glucose transmembrane transport; positive regulation of vesicle fusion. Gene Ontology annotation, molecular function: calcium ion binding; calcium-dependent phospholipid binding.